GUGUGUACGGAGACUGUAGGAAGAGGAGGUCAAAUGCAUUUGCUAGAGUUUGAAAAACGUGUGGCUGUGCAGGAACGAGACAACGUUCACAGGUAGACAGAUUAUAGUAACAUUAGACGAUACAUUUUACAGUGCCGUCAUUAGAGUUUCGAUUCAGAAAUAAGUGCGGCGGUGUUGGGUGUGGUUGUGUGUCGUAGGCCGCUAGCUAGUAAGCAAUUGACAGCUAACGUUAGCUAGCUAAUGCUAACGGUAACAUUACAUGACGCGUGCUCGUAAACAGCUCGCUAACUAACGUUACAACCGGAGUAAAAUUAUCAUCUUUAUAAAGGUAAUACAUGUUGCAUCUCCGCAGACCAUCAGCUUUAGCCGCGGAGUUCGUUAGCUAAGGUUAGCUACUGCACUUUGACAUUUAUUUUGUCUUUGAGAACUUGAGUCACGGUCACAGCUGUCAUGUUUCACUCUGUGCCCCGUCGUCCAAUCUGUGAGAUCGGUGUAAAUACAAUGAGGCUUCAAAGCAAUGGGUCAUUCAAGCGGACUGUCGAGGAGGGCAAAGGAAAGCUUGAGAGGGUCCCGUUACUUGGCAGGAGCAUGGGCCUGCUGUUGUCCUGGCUUCAGAGGGCAGGUGUCGGUGCCAGUGAGGCCGCGGGAUCUGGCCGAAAGAGGAAGGGCUUGCUCUCCAUAUUUGCGGACCACUGCAGCUUUGUGACCGGACAGAGACUCCGGCGUGCUUGCCAGAUCGGCGAGCUUUACUCCAACCUGUACUCCGAGCGGACCAGGUGGACCCUGGUCGGUAACAUAUGGCGUAGAUUUCAGAGUAAGCAUGCCCCCAAUGGGAAACUUGUCGCGGCCCUGGCUGGUAUCUUCAUGUGGGAGAAUGAGAAGAUUCACGAUGAGGAAAUUCACAGGUGUGGACUUGAACUACAGGCGCUGGGUGCUGUAAAAUGUCUAAACACCGCUUCAGGGACAGUGGCUGGGCACCUUGAACUUGGCUGGGAAGUUGUGAUGGAGAAAGAAGGCUUCAGAGUGUGGAAGAGACCUAUACCCAACAGUCACCUCUAUGAAUACAGAGUGUUGGGCUCCUACAACGAUGUCACCCCAAGGCAGUUCUUCAAUGUACAGUUGGAUACAGAGUACAGAAAGAAGUGGGAUGCGCUGGUAAUCAAGCUUGAGGUGGUGGACAGAGAUGUCGGUACAGGCUCUGAAGUUGUGCAUUGGGCUACACACUUUCCUUAUCCCUUGUACUCAAGGGACUAUGUAUACGUGCGCCGUUAUGAUGUUGACGUAGAAAACAACCUGAUGGUCCUGGUUUCCAGAGCCGUGGAGCAUCCCAGAGUCCCAGAGACUAAUCAAUUUGUGAGAGUCCAUUCAUACCAGUCAAAAAUGGUCAUCCGCCCUCACAAGUCCUUUGAUGAGAAUGGAUUUGAUUACCUGCUGACCUAUAGCGACGACCCUCAGACUGUCUUUCCCCGUUACUGUGUGAACUGGAUGGUGUCGAGUGGUAUGCCUGAUUUUCUGGAGAAGCUGCAUGCUGCUGCCUUGAGGGCCAAGAACUUGGAAGUGGGUAUCUUUGACUACACCGCUGUCAUUAAAUCCAGCAACACCAACCGCCAGGCAAGCCAGGAGCGCCUCAGUGAAGAAAAGCCACACACAGGUGGUCCUGGACAGAUCUACGCAUGAGAUGGACAUUUGGAUCAGGAGUUAUGUUGGUGUGUUUUCACUCUCACUUGAACCUCAAUCAAACCCUCCAGCACUAACUUUCUGGGUAGAUUGCAUGAACUGCAAAUGGAAGUUGCAACCUACAUUAAAGACUAAUAUACAGUAUGUCCAUCUGUAGAUAUGGUUAUAUUGGUUCUUGAUAAGAUGUCUCAACAAUGGACUGUAUUGAUGACAGCAUUUCUGUCCUUUGGAAAAGGAAAAAAAACACCGCCAUAGAAAUUUUCAUCUAGACUGCCGGCAUUGGCACUAGAUUUGCUUAGCUGCUAAUACGGCGUGGCAUUUUUUUUGGUUUGACUCCUUUAGUGUAAUGUUUGUCUUAGAACUGUUGGUAAGGUGGAGCCAAAAUUCCUAAUUGUAAAAAUGCUUUUGCCAAAAUUUUUUUUUUUUUUUUUUUUUUUUCUCCAUUUUAACGUUCUAUUGCUUGUCUUCCAUUGUUUGACAAGAUUUGACUUUAAAGGCUGUGCAGACUGCAUGCAGCCAAAUUACUGUAUUAGUGUCUGGUGUGAUUUCAGUAAGAUGUUGUGGAAAUGGUUGUGCAGUAUUCGACAGAACGGUAACUGACUGACUUCUGAUGGACAUUAUCACUGAAACUUAAAACUACGGCCAAGAUUUCUGGACUGACUAUGAAGAAUAGAGGCCUCUGCCGGGAAUACUUGCCACCAUGUUUCAUGGCUUUAAAGCGACUGGUUUCCUGUUUUCUUGCAGCAUGAGUGAUCUUCACAAGACUGGAUUGGAUGGAUUAAAAAAUUUAAAUGAUACAUUAUUGGGAAAUUUUUCCAUGGAAUUAGGUCUUUGUGUUUUGGGUAUGGCAUUGUUUUGCUGUCAGCACAGUUGAGGUCUCACCGUCUCAUCUCACCGUGUCUGUUCGAAACUGCCAGCAUUGACAAAACUGCCUUCUGAAGAUGAACCAGUCCUUCAGCGUUAGGGGCAUAGUGUCUUAUAACAACCGCAUAAAUCCUCUCAUACAAUGGUACUGAUGUGGUACAGUUUAGUUUCCCUAGCAAGUAAACCCUACACGACAUUUUAAUAAAACAAUGCCCCUUUUUAAGAGAUCUUUGGAGCACUUAGUUUUGCCACAUUAUUUAACAUGUUUGUCCUGCAUUCUUCAGGUUUUGAUAUUAAUGGGAGUCUUACUCAUACUCCGUGUAAUUAAUCCUUUCAAAUCAUCCUUGUUGCUUUUGUAGUGAACCGUUUGCAGGGGUUGUUGUGACUGUACAAAGAGCGUCACAGUUAGUGGAAGAAAACCUUACCUAAUAAUGUACACUGUUUACAGCCUAACAAUCUGGCACAGAUAUCUUGAAAUUCAAUUGUUUAAAAACCUCUCCUCUUGUACUAAAAUGUAAUGCAAUUUGUUCUACGUCAGAUUGAUUCAGCUGCAGUACCUCAAGAUAAAGCAGUACAGUGGUGUUUUUGUCAAGGAGGUCUCACCUGUAUGAGUGUCAAAUAUUAACAUAUCCCCAGUGUGUCAACAUGUAUAAUUCUAUUCUGUAGUGAAGUAUUUCCAGCUAUUGGAUUAAUACAAAGUGUAAGAUGUGGCAAACAGAUGGUUUUUAAAGUGUUUUUUUUUUUUUCUUCUCGUGAUUGGACAAAACAGACUUUUUUUAAAGAGAUCCCAAUUAAACAUGCAAAGUUUGCUAAUGUUCUGUUUAUGAAUGUAACUGUUGAUGCUCUGUCAUUUGUAGACACCUGCGUGCCACCUGCAGUAGUCAGAGUUUUCACAUACUGUUUUUAUUUUUUUCUGCAGGCAGUAACAUUUGUUAUUGGUUAACACACGAGAAUUACUUUAGGAACAGACAUGAUUGUGUGAACAUAAGCUUGUGCACCCUGUGAUUUCAAGAUUGAUUGAAAUCGAAGAUCGACUCAUCAGAUCAAAUAAACAUCCUCGUGUAUCUUUG
This is a messenger RNA of Perca flavescens (yellow perch), 3611 nucleotides long. It is a transcript of the gene stard7, whose product is annotated as StAR related lipid transfer domain containing 7. The coding region runs from base 451 to 1677 and encodes 408 amino acids. The record is from RefSeq and is a predicted model, not a curated record. The transcript has 8 exons. Gene Ontology annotation, molecular function: lipid binding. Lineage: Eukaryota; Metazoa; Chordata; Actinopteri; Perciformes; Percidae.